Messenger RNA from Plasmodium falciparum 3D7, 2625 nucleotides. RefSeq names its product putative apyrase (gene E-NTPDase). The record is from RefSeq and is a predicted model, not a curated record. Gene Ontology annotation, molecular function: apyrase activity; hydrolase activity. Lineage: Eukaryota; Apicomplexa; Aconoidasida; Haemosporida; Plasmodiidae.
AUGGAGAACUUGAUCGGAACACCUUUGAUAGAAAAAAAAAAAAAGGAAAGUCAUAUAAGCAUAAGAAAGGAUAAAAAAUUGAAUGAUAUUGAGGGGGAAAAAAAAGAAAAAAAAAUUAAGGAAAGAUUAUUUUUGUGUCUUAUAUGCCUACUAGUAAUAAUAUGGUUAAUUUACUUUUGUUAUAAAAACCAUAUAUUUUUAUCAUAUUUACAAAAUGAAAAAGAGUAUGGAAUUAUUAUAGAUGCUGGAUCGAAUGGAACCCGAAUUCAUUUAUUUGAAUGGAAAAAAAGAGAAUAUGAAUUAAGUAAUAAGAAAGAAGAAAAUAAUUUAAUAGAAUUGAAGGAAAUAUUUAAUGCCAAGGUAAAAAAGAGUAUCUCUACUAUUUCUUAUAAUGAGAUAAAAGAUAUAUUAAUAUAUUUAAUUAAUAAAGUUAUUGAUCAUUUAAUAGAAAAAAAAAUUUAUGUAUAUAAUAAACAAAAAUGGAAAUCAUAUCCAUUUUAUUUUCAAGCAACAGGAGGAAUGAGAAAUUUAAAACAAGAAGAUAGAAAUUUAAGAAUGAAAUAUAUAAAAAAUAUAUUAUCAAAUGAUAAUUAUAAUCCAUUUUAUUUUUUAAAUGAAUAUGCAAGAAUUUUAUCAGGAGAAGAAGAAGGUAUUUAUGGAUGGCUAGCUGUAAAUAAUUUAUUAAAUAGUAUUUUUUCUAAACCUAAUAAUACAUAUGGUGCAAUAGACUUAGGAGGAUCAUCUACUCAAAUUACAUUCUACCCUAUGGAUCAUAAUAUCUUAGAAAAUUAUAAUUCAAUUUUGUUAAAUAAUAUAUUAAUAAGAUUAUAUUCUCAUUCUUUUAUAGGAUAUGGAUGGAUAGACUCAUUAUUUAGAGUAAAUAUAUAUUUAUGUCUAGAAAUAAUAAAAAAGUUGAGCACAAGAAAUAUAAAGAAUAUAUAUCAACUUGAAAAUUAUUAUGAUGAUUAUAUCAAUGAUUAUUUUUAUAACAACUUACCAAAUUAUAAUUGGUUUUUUUAUUCAACCAAAAAAAUAAUAAAUAACAAUAAAGAAAAUUAUAAUCAUCAUAAUUAUGAGAAUAUAAAUUAUGAUGUUAACAAAAGAAAUUAUCCUUAUAAUAAUUUUCAACAAAAAUAUAUUCAUACAAAUCCAAAAAAAGGAAAUUAUACAAAAGGAAAUAUAAAUAAUUCAAAUAAAUCAUAUAAAAACCUUUCGAAUAUAUUAUUACAAGAAAUUGUAAAAUAUAUACAACAUUCACAAAACGAUUAUCCAUAUUCUUCCUUAACAGAUAUAUAUGAUUAUACAUACAAUAUUUAUGAUGAAAAACCAUAUGAUAUUGAAAAUUUUAUAAAAACAAUCAAAAAUUUUAACAGACACUCAAAAGAAGAUACUAUAAUGCUUGUACAAAAUCCAUGUUUACCUUAUCCCUAUGAAAUGAAAAUAACAUUCCCUACGUACAACCUAGUAACUAGCCAAUUUGUCAUUCUAAAGAAAAAUAGUAGAAAUGAAAUAGGAAAUAUAAAUGACAUAAAAAAUGAUGGUAAUAAUUAUACACAAAAUGAUGAUAAUAAUUAUACACAAAAUGAUGGUAAUUAUUAUAGACAAAAUGUUGGUAAUUAUUAUAGACAUAACCAUAAUAUUAAUGACGUGUACGAAUUAAAUAGUAGUGAGAGUUAUGAUAAUUUUAUUUCAAAUUUUGUUCUUAAAUUAAAAAUAAUAAACAAUAAUAUGUCCCUUAUGGAUAAUAUAUAUGAAGAUUUUAAAAACAAGGGAUAUUUAAAUAAUGUUUUGAAAAAAGUAAAUGAUAAUAAAAUAAGUAAUACUCUGAAGAAUGAAAUAAUAAAACGUCUUUUUGAAAAAAUAAUUAAUGAAAAAAUUAAAAAGCUAUAUAUAAAUAUAACAGUAAGAAUAGUCGGAUCCAAUGAUUUUAAGAAAUGUUUAGAAAAUACAAAAAAGCUUUUUUAUGAACAACCUUGUUUUCUUUCUUCUUGUAGUUUUAAUGGAAUUUAUCAACCUAAUUUAGAAAACAAUAAAUUUGUUUUACAUGGUCAAUUUAAAAAGGUUAUAACUUAUUUAGGUUUUAAAAAAUAUGUAGAUUUAAAUCAAAUGAAGAUAUAUAUACAGAAAUUAUGUAACAUGAAUUUAUAUGAAUUAACAUAUAAUAUGUCUAAUAAAAUUAUGCAUAAUCAAAUUCCUACAUUUUGUUGGAAAUCUAUAUGGUCUUAUUCAUUAUUAUUUUAUGGUUUUAAGUUUAAAGAAACUACUAAACUUUUAAUUAUAAAUGAUAAUACCAAUAUUUCAUAUGAUUCAUCAAGUACUUCACAGGCAUCAAAACAAUUUUAUAAAAGGGUUGAAAAUAAGGAACAAAAUAAUUAUUUACACGACAAAACAAAUUAUAAUAAUGAAUAUAACUUAAAUAACAAAAUAGAUAAUAUUAGUUGGACUCAUGGAUCUAUGAUAUACCAAAUUAAUAUAUUUCAAGAGCGUUUUAAUUCAAGAAAAUAUAAAUUAUACAGUGAGGUUUUCUUUGUGCUUUUCCUUAUAAUUUUUAUUAUCCUUAUUAUUCUGGGAGGCUAUAUUUUUAAAUUCAAAGAAAUAUUAAACAAAAAAUAUCGAUUUUUAUAA